This is a messenger RNA of Pseudogymnoascus destructans, 681 nucleotides long. RefSeq lists its product as uncharacterized. The record is from RefSeq and is a predicted model, not a curated record. The coding region runs from base 65 to 595 and encodes 176 amino acids. Lineage: Eukaryota; Fungi; Ascomycota; Leotiomycetes; Thelebolales; Thelebolaceae. The transcript has 2 exons.
GUCCUUUGUUAUCCAACGAUGCCCCAUUGACUGACGAGUACAGGCAUGUGUUGUUGCAAAUUAUAUGCUCCUUUCACAGCUCAAGCAAAAGCCAAGAAUAGAAAACGAAGAAUUUCAUCUUGCCCUUCAAAGCAUUGCUGGAGCGAGCUGUGAUAACAUUCUGACGACGGAUCUGUUCCUGUCCUACGAUAUGCCGUUCUACAAUUUACUUGCCACGCUCAGAGAAGAGACCAUAAUUUCACAAAACCCGACUCCUACAAGUGACGAAGUUCUUGGUUGCACUCUCGAUGGUGGCCCCUGGAUGUACAGGCUGGCUCGGCCACCAGAGGCUCUGGGGGGCUGGCUCGAUUUGAGUGAUAAGGUCGAGUAUCAAAGGGUUUUACAGAGCCUAAGAAAAGGAGAAGGAGACCUGGUUCUGAUGCAUAAAGUUGAAGUUGACAUGGUUGCUCGAUACCAGGAGGAGCAGGACAAAAUCCGAAGAGAAUGGGACGAAGGGGAAAGUGAUGACAUGCUUAUAGACCAAUCUGGGAAUGAUGUGGUCUUUGACCGUGGAAGAGCUUUGGACUUCCUCCAUCUUUCGUCAACAGAGCCUUAAGUCGCUUUCAGGGUUCUCAGCCUUGAGAGAGAAGCCUUGAGAGCGAGUGUCCUAGAGGAAUAUGAAUUUUCGAUCAGCUUAUGCCU